CUACCUACCUACUGACGCGACUUUUAGGAGGAAACAGAACGAAUUCACACGGGAGUUGCUGAGUAUUUGACCGAUUUUUGGUUUGGUAAAAAGACCAAAUGGAGAGGAAAAGGUCUUGGGAAAAGUCCAGUUGUGCAGAAGAAGAAGAAGAAAAAGAGGAGCAAGUGGAACAAAAACACGAGGCUGGAAAAGAUAGCCAAACAACGAGUUACACAUAUGAUGAUGAUGAGGAAAAAGACGAUUAUGAAGAUUACGAAUAUGGUGAUGAUGAUGGGAAGGAUGGAAUGGGUUUCAGUGAAGAUGAUGAUGAUGACGAUGGCAAUGAUGAUCCUCCUUCUGAUCAUGAUUAUGGUGAUGAUGAUGAUGCUGAGGAUGAUGAUGGUGAUCCUCCUGAUCAUGAUUUUAGUGAUGAUGAUGAUGAUGAUCCUUCUGAUCAUGGUUUUGAGGUUGAUGAUGAUGGGAGGGAGGACUGGGGUGAAGUUAAUUAUGAUGAGGAGGAUGAGGAUGAUGAUGAUGGUGAUGAGGAGGACUGGGAGGGGAAUCAUCACUUUGAUGGUGACUACAAAAAGAAGGAUGAAGGCCAUCAUAACCAAGUUUCACCAGGAGAGACUCCAGGACUGUGGUCCAUAACCUGUGGAGCCAAAAAUGGCCUACUAGAUAUAGAAAGGCUGAAGCAAGGUAAGGAGAAAACACAUUUGAAUCUUCAGGAUUAA
Nothobranchius furzeri (turquoise killifish) is the source of this 713-nucleotide messenger RNA. Lineage: Eukaryota; Metazoa; Chordata; Actinopteri; Cyprinodontiformes; Nothobranchiidae. The record is from RefSeq and is a predicted model, not a curated record.